AUGGCUAGUGAUGAGAGUUUCCUAGUGCUGGUACAUCACAGAGGGUCGAUUAAGAAAAAAACUCGGUCCGGCGUGAAGUUCACUGAUAAGGAUCCCCUAUGUAUUAUCAUGAGGCCAACAACCACCUACGAUGCUCUUGUUAGCUCUGUGCUGGAGAAGCUUGGUCUCGAAGGAGUUAAAAGGGUUAAGAAGUUUUUCUAUCGCAUUCCAACAGCGGUGCUCCAUGAUACCGUGAAGUUUGAUUGUUCCACGAUCGGGAGUGAUGAGGACUUGCAGGUUAUGUUUCUUUGUCGUAGGCAGUUUUCUGAGGUAAGGACACCAGAGUUGUUGGCAAAGUUGGUUGAUGUGGUAUCUAGCUCGGGUGGUUCGAACCGGAAUGCCAAUACUAUAGCCGCGGUUGCCGGUUCGAGCUCGAGACCUGCGGUUGCUUCAUCCUCUGUUCCUGUGUAUGAGCCACCGAUGCAGCCUGUUGCCUCCCCUUCAUUUGCCGUGGAUCUGAGCGCCAAUGUUGGAGACGAGGUUCGAUAUGGGGAACAUCUUCCCACCGAAGUGCAUUGUCCUACACCGGCUGGUGUUGGUGAUGGUUUGUUUGAUGAUCCAGAUGACGAUGACGUCGAGCCGGAUAUGAUCGCUGAUGAAAGCGGCGAUGAUCUUAGAACUACUGGUCCGAGAAGGGCUACAGGUGGAUCUAGUUCUGGCACACAGCAGUAUCCACCCCAUUUUUUCGCGUUGGACAUGGAUGCCAUGCGGCAGGACGAAAAUGCUGUGCAGGCCUCUGGAUUUGGGGCUAGAGAUACCGAGGGGUCUGCCGGUAUGACCGAGUUCCAGGUUGGCCAACAAUUUCAGGAUAAAGAUGAGGCGCUGUUGAGUGUGAAGACGUACAGCAUCCACCGAGGGGUCCAGUACAAGGUCGUUGAGUCAGACUACCGCAGGUAUGUGGGAAAGUGUUCUGAAUUUGGGAAUGGGUGCACAUGGCUGAUUCGGUUGAGUCUCCGACAGCGGAAGGGCCAGCUAACUUCACGACAUGUCUGUUGGCCACUCGGCACAUGCACCGGUACAACCAUGCUAGUGCCGCCGACCCCCAACUGUAGUGACCCAUCUCCUCAAGCCGAGCAACAUAUGGUAGCCAUCUGA
Molecule: messenger RNA, 1134 nt
Organism: Arachis duranensis
Lineage: Eukaryota; Viridiplantae; Streptophyta; Magnoliopsida; Fabales; Fabaceae
Exons: 1
Coding region: 1-1134 (377 amino acids)
Source: RefSeq, a predicted model, not a curated record